AUUGAGGAGAGUACUGUUCGCUCUAAAAAGGAGGCCUCCAAAGACCUGAAGGCAGCACUAAGUGAAAAACCCAGCUCUGUGAAGGCAGAGGUUGUCUACUGCGUCAGGUUCCCCUCUCUCUCUGAGCAUAGCUCACACGCACUUGUUGGCGAGGUAUAUGUAUAUAUAUGCAUGCGGUCCUACCUAAAGAAUUAUAUAAAAAUGUUUAAUAAAUUACCCCUUUGUGAUAAACACAUAUAUUCUUUAUCCCAAAGAGGUCCUCUAAGAAGAACUUGAAGGUGUUGCAGAAGCAAUGUGCAGGCUAUCUAAAAGAAAUCACAGACCUCACCUAUCAUCUUCAAGAUGAACAGUACCUGACUGGCCUGUCUUCACAUCUGCAAAGCCUAUUGCAGGAAAUGAAAGCCCUUGUCCCACAGGAUAAAGAUCUUACACUGACCCUUUCCCCAAGGAAGAGAAAGGCUGAGGAGGACAUGGCCACCCUACCAACCCAGGGAGCGUCGCAACCUUUCACUGACAGUGUAGGACAGCAUGCAGAUUUGCAGAACACAUGCGAAGAACCAUGUUUGCCAAACUGA
Messenger RNA from Coregonus sp. 'balchen', 575 nucleotides. The record is from the annotation of a GenBank genome assembly. Lineage: Eukaryota; Metazoa; Chordata; Actinopteri; Salmoniformes; Salmonidae.